Molecule: messenger RNA, 3704 nt
Organism: Micropterus salmoides (largemouth bass)
Lineage: Eukaryota; Metazoa; Chordata; Actinopteri; Centrarchiformes; Centrarchidae
Product: serine/threonine-protein kinase D3-like
Exons: 19
Coding region: 202-2526 (774 amino acids)
Biological process (GO): protein phosphorylation
Molecular function (GO): protein serine/threonine kinase activity; ATP binding
Source: RefSeq, a predicted model, not a curated record
GAGGUGAGUUUCUCACUCUCUGCAACUUCCUGUCAUUGGCAGCCGAGCUCCACAAAAAGGAAACCAGACCCACCAGAGUUCAUGUUGAGAAUCGGCAACACAGCCGUGGAGUGAUCCGCUGUUGCAUCACUGCGAUACGAUCCUGCGUUUGAGGUGAAAGAUCAGCGCUUGAAUGAAUCGGGAUUAGAAAGAUCUUUCUCCAUGUCCGCAGUGACUCCCUCCAGCCCCACCAGUCUCGCAGCGCCGGUUCUGGUCCAGUUCCAGCUCGGCCUGUUCAGGGAGGUGGUUCGAGUCCCCGCUGGCAACCUGAGUUACCGCCAUGCCAAGAGGCUGGCCGCAGAGAUCAUAGAGCGCAAGGCUCCAGACUGCAGCGUGGUGGGCGUCGGGGAGAAGAUUCUGCUGUUCAGACAUCAGCACGCCUCAGAGCUGCGCCUGCACCGCCUGACAGACGACGACGAGCUGCAAGAUGGAGACCUCAUCGACGUCAUCAUCGCAGCAUCAGCGUCAGUGACUGAGAUGAGGAUGCGUCCGCACUCCCUGGUGGUCCAGUCGUACAGGACUCCCACUUUCUGCCACCACUGUGGAGAAAUGCUGUGGGGCCUCGUUCGACAGGGAUUAAAAUGUGAUGGUUGUGGGUUGGACUUUCAUAAACGUUGUGCUUUGCAGUUGCCCAAUAACUGUAGUCGAGUACGGCGUCAGGUUAGCACCAGUUUGUCCCUGUUUCCUCCCCGAAGGCCCCAUACACACUCGCUGUCCAAUCAGGCAGGAGGCAGCCUGGAGGAGAUAAGCAUGUCAAAGCCCUCAUCCAGGCCUCCAUCCUGGACAGAGCCCCCGGUCUGGGUGGGAAUCGGGUACGGUGACAGUAGCAGGGCUCAGGUCCCUCACACCUUCCACAUCCACAGCUAUACCAAACCCACCGCCUGCCAGUACUGCCACCAGCUGCUCAAAGGACUCUUCAGACAGGGGCUACAGUGCUCAGACUGCAGGUUUAACUGCCACCGGCGCUGCGAGGUGUUGGUCCCCAGAGACUGUCCAGGAGAGAGGAGAGGCGUCAAUGGGAAAGAAUCCACAGCAGGGCGUCACAGCUACCUACCAGACCCAGAGGAGGACGAGUCAGAGCUCAGCAGUAUGACGACACUAGAUCUCUCUGACGAUGAGAUGUCCACUGACGGAGACUCUGUGACUGAGGCCAAAGAAGUCGAGCAAGCGCGAGAGCCGAUGAGUCCGUGUUUCAGCAGCUACAUCCCCCUGAUGAGGCUCGUCCAGACGGUGCAUCACACUAAGAGGAGAGCCGGUGGAGUCCUGAAAGAGGGGUGGCUGCUGCAUCACACCAACAUUGACACACUGAGGAAACGUCAUUACUGGAUCUUGGACUGGAAGAGCUUCACUCUGUACCAGAACGAGAGCAGCACCAAGUACUACAAGGAGAUCACUCUGUCCGAGGUGCUGCAGGUCCGAGGCCCUGCCCAGCUCUCCGUGCCCCCAUUGCCAGGCGACAGCGCCCACUCCUUCGAGGUGGUGACGGCCUCGCUGGUGUACUGCGUGGUGGCCGGGGAGAGCGGGCCGGCCUGGGAAAGCGCCGUCCGUCAGGCUCUGAUGCCCGUGCAGAGCAGCGGUGGACACAGCGAGGAGAACCAGGAUAAAUACUUGCAGAGAGACAGAGCGGACAUCAGCUCGGUGUAUCAGAUCCUCACAGACGAGGUGCUGGGCUCAGGGCAGUUCGGAGUGGUGUACAGAGGUACUCACAGGAAGUCGGGCCGGCCAGUCGCCAUCAAGGUCAUCGACAAGACGCGCUUCCCCUCCCAACAAGAGAGACAGCUGAGGAACGAGGUGGCCAUCCUGCAGAAUCUGUCCCACCUCGGUGUGGUCCUGGUGGAGGGGAUGUUUGAGACAGUGGAGCAUGUCUUUGUCGUCAUGGAGAAGCUUCAUGGAGACAUGCUGGAGAUGAUCCUGUCCAGUGAAAAAGGCAGACUCCCUGAACGCAACACCCGCUUCCUGGUCACGCAGAUCCUUGAGGCUCUGCGGUACCUGCACUUCAAACACAUCGCUCACUGUGACCUGAAACCUGAGAACGUCCUGCUGGCCUCUGCGGACCCCUUCCCUCAGGUGAAGCUGUGUGACUUCGGCUUCGCCCGCAUCAUCGGCGAGAAGUCUUUCCGUCGCUCAGUCGUGGGGACGCCUGCCUACCUGGCGCCCGAGGUGAUCAGCAGCAGCGGCUACAACCGCUCUCUGGACAUGUGGUCUGUGGGCGUCAUCAUGUACGUCAGCCUGAGUGGCACGUUCCCCUUCAACGAGGACGAGGACAUCAGACAGCAGAUCACCAACGCUGCUUUCAUGUAUCCACGACAAACCUGGGCUUCUAUCUCACUGGAGGCCGUGAGUCUUAUCAAUAACCUGCUGCAGGUGUCGAUCAGACGGAGGUACAGUGUGGGCAAAGCGCUGGGACACCCCUGGCUGCAGGUCAGGACUUCCAGCUGUGGUGCGACCUCAGGGAGUUCGAGCAAAGGAUGGGCUGCAGGUAUCUGACGCACCGAGGGGACGAGGACCACUGGAAACGCUACGCCCAGGAAAAAGGCCUGAGCUUCCCGUCCCACCUCUGCUUGGACCCCAACAACGACCCUGACAUGUGACCUCAGCACGGAGGCUAGAGGUCGGACGGUUUAUGGUCUGUACAACUUAUCAAACCAAAGAGAAAAAACACCCUGAAUUUGUGCUAUUGUACAUCUAUUGUAGUGGGAACAUAAGUAACUUUCUCAGUAACCCAGAGCACAAUUAUUGACACUUGUAUACUAGAGUAAAGAAAUUGCACAUUUCAAAGUUAAUAAAAAAAGACAAACAACUGCUGUUUAGUUAUAAUUUUCCUUUUUUAUUUCAAGGUGUGGUUUUUAAAUUUUAACCGUGAGUGUUUGUGGCAUCAGCGAUGAUGGACAAUGAAUGGAGGAGGAGAAGGGAGCACAGAUGAAAUUAAAAUAUCAUCAUGCACAGGGAGGAGUCGACUCGCACUCAUUAUCAUGGCCGACCUGUCAGUGGGACCAAAACCCUAUUUGCUUUGUCACUGCCAUAGGCCUGCUCUGGUCCCACGCACAGCAUCGCUUCCUCUUAUUUUGUCCACAACUUUCCUGAUGCCCUGUUGUCUCUCACUGCUCAACACCUCUCUCCGUCUGCGUCCCUCCUCCGUGAUGUGAAAAAAAUAAAUAAAUCACCUUUGUGUGUUUGGAUGUUAAAUUUAGCUGAAAUACAUCCCGAUCUAAAGGGGAUCUGGACAGAGAGGAGGGAGGUGUGUGGGAUCGUUCUCUCUGGCCGUAACAGUUUGUCUUUCUGGCUUCGUUCCGGCCAAUGGCCAUCUCUCUAUUUACCCACAGUGCUUUGCUCCGAGUUGCUCUCCCUGCCUGCUGUCUUCAUCUUAAUAUUCAGUGUUUCAGAGGUGCUCCCAUUCACCCUCCGUUUGUUCCUGAGCGUAAGGCGUUAAGAUCUCCAGGUUACAUUUUCUCUUUGCUAACAUUCAGGUUUCACAGUGCUGUGGUUAUUUAUUCUUCAACAGAGUGAGACUGGCUUUGUAAUAUCGUAGCACCUGACUGGCUUUGCUCCUCUGCUGACUGAAAUGUUAACAGGCUCUUAAGGAUGCCCUCUGUGGGUUUUUUUUUUUUGUAUGUUUAAGGAAGAGUCAGAGACUCACAAAGACAGCGUUUCUAAACUUCAACAUA